AUGCAGCGCGCUCUCUCCGCCCGGACUUCUGUCCUCUCGGCCGCUUCCAAGCGCGCCCCUUUCGCCCGCUCGACUCUCAACCUCCAGCAGCAGCGUUUUGCUCACAAGGAGCUCAAGUUCGGUGUUGAGGCUCGUGCCAGCCUUCUCAAGGGUGUCGACACUCUUGCUAAGGCUGUUACCUCCACACUCGGUCCCAAGGGUCGCAAUGUCCUCAUUGACUCCCCCUACGGAUCCCCUAAGAUUACCAAGGACGGUGUGACCGUCGCUAAGGCUAUCGUGCUUCAGGACAAGUUCGAGAACCUCGGUGCCCGCCUCCUCCAGGAUGUCGCCUCCAAGACCAACGAGCUUGCUGGUGACGGUACCACCACCGCCACCGUCCUUGCCCGUGCCAUCUUCUCCGAGACCGUCAAGAACGUCGCCGCCGGCUGCAACCCUAUGGAUCUCCGCCGCGGUAUCCAGGCUGCCGUUGAGGCCGUUGUCGACUACCUCCAGGCUAACAAGCGCCCCAUCACCACUGGUGAGGAGAUUGCCCAGGUGGCUACCAUCUCUGCCAACGGUGACACCCACGUCGGUAAGCUCAUCUCCACCGCCAUGGAGAAGGUGGGCAAGGAGGGUGUCAUCACCGUCAAGGAGGGCAAGACCCUGGAGGACGAGCUCGAGGUUACCGAGGGUAUGCGCUUCGACCGCGGCUACACCUCCCCCUACUUCAUUACCGAUCCCAAGUCCCAGAAGGUCGAGUUCGAGAAGCCCCUGAUCCUCCUCUCCGAGAAGAAGAUCUCCGCUGUCCAGGACAUCCUCCCCGCCCUUGAGGCCUCCACCACUCUCCGCCGCCCUCUGGUCAUCAUCGCCGAGGACAUUGAGGGUGAGGCUCUCGCUGUCUGCAUCCUGAACAAGCUCCGUGGUCAGCUCCAGGUCGCCGCCGUCAAGGCCCCCGGCUUCGGUGACAACCGCAAGAGCAUCCUUGGUGAUCUCGCUGUUCUCACCAACGGAACUGUCUUCACCGAUGAGCUCGACAUCAAGCUCGAGAAGCUCACCCCCGACAUGCUCGGCUCCACUGGAGCUAUCACCAUCACCAAGGAGGACACCAUCAUCCUCAACGGCGAGGGCAGCAAGGACAACAUUACCCAGCGCUGCGAGCAGAUCCGUGGUGUCAUGGCUGACCCCACCACCUCCGAGUACGAGAAGGAGAAGCUCCAGGAGCGUCUCGCUAAGCUCUCCGGCGGUGUUGCCGUCAUCAAGGUCGGCGGUGCCUCGGAGGUUGAGGUCGGCGAGAAGAAGGACCGUGUCGUUGACGCCCUGAACGCCACCCGCGCUGCCGUUGAGGAGGGUAUCCUCCCCGGUGGUGGUACCGCUCUCCUCAAGGCCUCCGCCAACGGUCUCGGUAACGUCAAGCCCGCCAACUUCGACCAGCAGCUCGGUGUCAGCAUCAUCAAGAGCGCCAUCACCCGCCCCGCUCGCACCAUCGUUGAGAACGCUGGUCUCGAAGGCUCCGUCAUUGUCGGCAAGUUGACUGACGAGUACGCCAAGGACUUCAACCGCGGCUACGACAGCUCCAAGAGUGAGUACGUUGACAUGAUCGCUGCCGGUAUCGUCGACCCCCUGAAGGUCGUCCGCACCGCUCUGGUUGACGCCAGCGGUGUCGCCUCCCUCCUCGGUACCACCGAGGUCGCCAUUGUCGAGGCCCCUGAGGAGAAGGGCCCCGCCGCCCCUGGCGGUGGCAUGGGUGGUAUGGGCGGCAUGGGCGGCAUGGGCGGCGGCAUGUUCUAA
Molecule: messenger RNA, 1767 nt
Organism: Penicillium arizonense
Lineage: Eukaryota; Fungi; Ascomycota; Eurotiomycetes; Eurotiales; Aspergillaceae
Gene: hsp60
Product: chaperone ATPase HSP60
Exons: 3
Coding region: 1-1767 (588 amino acids)
Biological process (GO): protein refolding; mitochondrial unfolded protein response; protein import into mitochondrial intermembrane space
Cellular component (GO): mitochondrial inner membrane; mitochondrial matrix
Molecular function (GO): ATP-dependent protein folding chaperone; protein-folding chaperone binding; ATP binding
Source: RefSeq, a predicted model, not a curated record